Molecule: messenger RNA, 2337 nt
Organism: Wallemia ichthyophaga EXF-994
Lineage: Eukaryota; Fungi; Basidiomycota; Wallemiomycetes; Wallemiales; Wallemiaceae
Product: Multicopy suppressor of sporulation protein msa1
Exons: 2
Coding region: 1-2337 (778 amino acids)
Molecular function (GO): RNA binding
Source: RefSeq, a predicted model, not a curated record
AUGAAGCCACUUCCCAAGGCUGCGCUGUUUUGUGCAAACCUUCCUGAGCAACUCGCCGACGACGAUCUCAAGCUCCAGCUCAGCCAUCUCUUCUCCAAGUACGGCAGAGUGCACCACGUCAAGCUCAAUAGGGAUCGCCAGAACAGGCUGGGUGCAUUUAUACAAUACCAAUUACCUUCCCACGCAGACGUCGCUCUCAACAAAUCCAACAAGAUAUACCUCAAAGACCGUCUCCUUAGGGUGGAGAGAGCACGCGUUAAUCGCAGUCUACGCAUCUCUCACACCCCACUCGACUCAUCAGCCAUUCAAUCCACUUUCUGUAAACACGGCGACAUGGAGUCGUUCCUGAUUGGUCCAGCUGUUGGUAGUGUUCCUGAGCAAUCAGCCGAGCAAGGUGAAUUCAUCGUUAGAUUUAAAUUUAGAGAUGAUUGUAUGGCUGCAUGGUUCGCACAUCGUCAAUCUUCCCUCUUCCACUUGAGUUGGGCUCAUGAGCGCAGUCGAGGGGUGCACAGUGGCCAUAACACAAACAACACACUUAUCAACGAUAAAGGCAGCUUUCCUCCGCUGGUUCAGUCGCAGCAACCAAAGCAGAUUACCUCACAUCACACUGCCUCCGAUGACGCAAUCAACAGCAUCGGCGCACUCGACUUGGCAAGUGCCCCUACCAACAAGGCAAUCACGGCGAGCGUGGACGCUACACCGUCUGUAUUUCUUGGCGCGCGUUCCGAGUCAUUCCCUGAGAUGCGCCAGGGGAAGGGAGGAAAAGGGGAGGUGGAGUUGCAUUUGCCGGCGGGGCAGGAGAAGCAACAGUCAAAAGAAAUUGUUCACCCGCACGACUCACCAAAUACGCCGUCCCGCUUUAUACCAUCCACGCCCCAACUCAGCCCAGACAUGAACGAAGCCAACCAAUCACUCGAAACGACAUCCACACAUCCACUUACUCCCCCAUCGCAACCAUUUUACGACACACGCCCGCCACGCAAAUCUUACGGUAGAGGUGGUGCGUUUGAGGGGAGAGGUAGGGGAGGUGGUUUUCGCCGUAACAACACACGCCCGCCUAGACCACACAACCACAACCACAAUCAACAUGGCAAACGAUACUAUCUCAAUAUGAAUUAUCACGAGGGUGGAGUAGGAGUGGGAGCGUUAGGUGAGUUAGGCUCAUCAGCUGCGUAUUACUACCCCGGUUAUGCCGCGCAGCAACCUAACAAUCUCAACCUCAACCUCAAUCACACUCAGGCACAAGCUCAGGCUCAGGCUUACUACACGCAGCAAUCGCAACACUCACAAUCUACACCCGCCUUCAUCCCUUACCCAGCUCUUAAUCUCAACCUCUGCCAGGCUGUGAUGGCCUACCCGUAUGUCAUGCAGCAGGGACAGCAGGGACAGGGACGAAGAAAUAAAAUAGGUGAGAGCAACACAGACACGAUGGAAAUGACCAUGGUAGAUGGAGGAAGUGGAGGUGUGGGAAUUGGUGCUAGUGGGAAUGUUGGUGAUGUUAAUGCAAAUGCAAAUGCAAUUAACGCAGUGCAAUCAAUACAAACACACGCAGCACACACAGCGCACACAAUGAACGCCAUUCAUCCCAUUCAUCCCGGUCACACAGUGCACACAAUGCAAACACUCAUGCCCCCUCUCCGCGCCACUGGGUUCAUGACUACCAAUGCAGGCCUCGUGCCACUCUACAGCCCGCAGGAUCUUGAGAGGUGGAAUGAGGGGUUGAUUGGGAGCGGUAGUGGGACUUUGGGAAGGACUGUGGGGGAUGCUCAAUUGCAGCAACAUCAGCAGCAGUAUUCAGAGCAACCAGAACAGCCACAAGAAUCUCUCAAAGAUAACGAAAAGAGUGCGGGGAAUACAGCGAAUCCAAAGAAUGCCCAUAAUGCUGACACCACCACCACUACCCAUUACGACCAACACAACCAUUCGUAUUCGCACUCGCAAUCACACUCACACACCGACCACACCAACUCGGCUCUCUCUCUGCAGCCAUACCCACUGCUGCAACAGCCGCGUCCGCAACACGUGGUGAAUACGAAUGUCGGGCUGGGAUUGGAUACUGCUGGGGUCGGGAGGGCACCCACGGGUAAAAACACAGGAAGUGUUAACCCGCCCCGCUUUUUUGGGGUAUCACCUCCAAGCCAGCCGUAUCAGGAGUGGGAGGGAGUGAAUGCAGAUAGUCAUACCCAUAAUCAGCAUUCCCAUUCACAUUCACACCCCUCCGUCAGCACUGCUUACUACGAUAAUACAUCACAACCAGUCCAACACACCCCUCCCCCACCCGGUUUCACGACAGGCCCACCUGGACAUACACCGGGUGUGUAUGGGCGUGAGAGGUAG